Messenger RNA from Dama dama (fallow deer), 1547 nucleotides. RefSeq names its product cold shock domain-containing protein E1-like. The transcript is spliced from 2 exons. The record is from RefSeq and is a predicted model, not a curated record. Bases 1 to 786 code for a protein of 261 amino acids. Gene Ontology annotation, molecular function: nucleic acid binding. NCBI's taxonomy places the organism in Eukaryota, Metazoa, Chordata, Mammalia, Artiodactyla, Cervidae.
AUGAUUACUAAGCACCUACGCAGUGCAAGGCACCAUGAGAAGUUGAAAGCUGUCCCUGGUCCUCCCAGGAUUCCACAAUCUGAUGAAGAAAAGGAGCCAGGCAACAAAGUCAGUGCAGAAAAAGUGAACAAAACACACUCAGUGAAUGGCAUUACUGAGGAAGCUGAUCCCACCAUCUACUCUGGUAAAGUCAUUCGCCCCUUGAGGAGUGUUGAUCCAACACAGACCGAGUACCAAGGAAUGAUUGAGAUCGUGGACGAAGGGGAUAUGAAAGGUGAGGUCUAUCCAUUUGGCAUAGUUGGGAUGGCCAACAAAGGGGACUGCCUACAGAAAGGGGAGAGCGUCAAGUUCCAGUUGUGUGUUCUGGGCCAAAAUGCACAGACUAUGGCCUACAACAUCACACCCCUGCGUAGGGCUACAGUGGAAUGUGUGAAAGAUCAGUUUGGCUUCAUUAACUAUGAAGUAGGAGAUAGCAAGAAGCUCUUUUUCCAUGUGAAAGAAGUUCAGGAUGGCAUUGAGCUGCAGGCGGGAGAUGAGGUGGAAUUCUCAGUGAUUCUUAAUCAGCGCACUGGCAAGUGCAGUGCUUGUAAUGUUUGGCGAGUCUGUGAGGGCCCCAAGGCUGUUGCAGCUCCACGACCUGAUAGGUUGGUCAAUCGCUUGAAGAAUAUCACCCUGGAUGAUGCCAGUGCUCCUCGCCUAAUGGUUCUUCGUCAGCCAAGGGGACCAGAUAACUCAAUGGGAUUUGGUGCAGAAAGAAAGAUCCGUCAAGCUGGUGUCAUUGACUAACCACAUCCACAAAGCACAUCAUUAAUCCACUAUGAUCAGGUUGGGGGGAUUCUGGUGAAGGGUUCUGAAUAUCUCCCUCUUCAUCCCUCCCAAAAUCUGGAAUACUUAUUCUAUUGAGCUAUUACACCAGUUUUAACACCUUCCUCGUGUUGUGUUUAAAAAAAUAAAUAAAUUUAAGAAAACCAUUUUAAAAUUAUGCACAGUUGCAGCCUGGAAAACUUAAGGUGGCGCCUUAUAGUAUCAAUUUUAGGAGCUUUAUUUGGUGCAUUUAACGCAACUGGUAAUUGCAAAAUCCACUUCGCCUGUGUAAGAGAAAAAUAUAGACUGUUAACUUGUUGGCCCUAUGAAAUUCUGCACUUGAUAUUUAGUAUAUACUCUACCUUCAUUACUUCUGGCAAAAUUUCUGCCUUAGCACUCAGUUGCAUUCUUUUUCCUUUUCUGUUUAUUAUGCUUUAAUUCUGAGGACCAUAUGAGGGUAGAAUAUAUUAAAAAUUACCAAAAUUUGUAUAGGCAAACCAUUUCCUUAAGUUGAUGGCCAAAUGUUAAAAUGUUAUUUUUCAUAUCAUUUAUAAUCUUGUCACAGUCCACUUAACGAAGUUUGGUUAGAUUUCAGUGAAAAUUAUCUUCCAGAGUAGUUUUUUUUUUUUUUCCUGGCAUGGGGGGGUAACUUUACUACAAUUAGUAUGUAUGGUGCAGAAUUUCAUGCAAAUGAGGUGUGCCAGCAGUGUGAUAAUUUAAACGUAUUUAAACAAAAACAAAAA